Messenger RNA from Sitophilus oryzae (rice weevil), 1699 nucleotides. Its product is annotated as transmembrane protein 47-like. The coding region runs from base 59 to 580 and encodes 173 amino acids. Gene Ontology annotation, biological process: cell-cell adhesion. Gene Ontology annotation, cellular component: membrane; cell-cell junction. NCBI's taxonomy places the organism in Eukaryota, Metazoa, Arthropoda, Insecta, Coleoptera, Curculionidae. The record is from RefSeq and is a predicted model, not a curated record. The transcript is spliced from 5 exons.
CUUGCAGUUCUGCAAACUUGUGAUCGCUUUUAUUUGUGGUCUGAUCGUGAUAGUCCUGAUGAUCAUGGGCCUGGUGUCCACCGAUUGGCUGAUGGCCGCCGGAUGGCGCCAGGGUCUCUUCAUGCACUGCAUCGAAGAAAACGCUCCCGAGCCGCUGCCUUUCAACACUAGGGGGAGCGCGGGUUGUUACACAGCCAGGGACGUAGCGUACAUCAAAGCUUCGGCAGCUCUCUGCGUCAUAACGCUUUUGACAGACUUGGUAGCCACCGUUUUGACAGGUCUAGGACUUCGUACGAAAGACCACCACACCAAGUUCAAAUACUACAGGUUCGCUGUUAUAGUGAUGGGUCUAGCCCUGGCUUCUAUACUCAUAGCACUUAUUAUAUACCCCGUAUGUUUUGCGGCGGAACUAAACUUAGGCAACCGAACGAUAUGGGAGUUCGGCUGGGCGUACGGCGUGGGCUGGGGCGUGGCCAUUUUCCUCUUCAGCGGCGUGGUGUUGCUGAUGUGCGACAAGGAGAGCGAGGAGAUCUACUACAAGGAGCGGAAAAUCGUGCACGAAAACGAUUCGCGCGCCUAGUGGCCGCCUAGUCUGCCCGACGUUGUCCUCUGAUCGUAGGGGGUGGCGGACAAGCGCUCACCCUCUCCGUGAGAGCGGGACUGGUACGAACGAGAGAUUCUUGUGAGUCGACGUGAGAGUAAAUAUGCGAUAGAAAAAGGCGCUUUUGAGUUAUAUCUUGAUCUUUGUUACGAAGAGAAUAAAUUAAAAGAUUGCCAUUUAAAGAAUUGAAAAUUAUAGGUCAUUGUCUUAGAGAAAGUGUUCUUGAAGCUCUCUAAAUAAAAUCGAAUUAAAAAUCUAAGCUUAAAGUGACCAGAGACCAGAGCGGAAUAUUUUAAGGUAUAGUUCAUUUGAACUACUCACUAUUAAUUUCGGAUUAUUUGAACUACUAUCCUUCAAACAUAGGAAACGUAUUUAAUGUUGUAUUUUAUUACAUUACGGUACAUUUGAACUACUUCCCAUUACAAUUAAUCGGACAUUUGGCCUACUCGUUAAAAAAAAUAAAAAGAUUUAUAUGGAUACUCUAUUCUUUAAAUGGUUAAAAGAAACCAGAUUUUUUAUUUCAUGCAGAAAAAAAAUUUUUGUUAAGUUUUGCUAAAACCGCAGAAUGUAGCAUUAAAUGAGCAUGAAAUAUGUACAACGAUCAAGAUACUAUAUUCUCCAAUAAAGGGUUAAUUAAUCAUUAAUCCUAUAAUAUGAUUAUCUUUACUUACAAAACUUUAAUAUUUCUUCCAAAAACAAUAUACAACUGCAUUAUGUUCUUAAUAACUUUACAUAAUAAAUCUAAUACAUUUUAUCUAAAACCAAUGAAACUUUGACCAUUUUUCUAAAAAUUCGAGCGAAAUAAGAACGCAAAAACCAAACCUGCAUGUUAAUACACGUCGAUUCUCAAGAAUAAAGUGUGAAUGUUGCUUGCCUGUAAUUGAAUGUUUACCUGGUCAGUUUGAUAUAAUGGAGACCAAUUUCAGUUUGUUCUGGAUUUAAUGUACAAAAUAGUUUUCGUAGGACGCUCUCCUGUAAUUAAUAAUUCAGCUUUAUUUUUGUAUAUUAUUUUUUUCCAAUUUUUAUGCGAAUAAAUGUGUAGUAAGUCGUUCGGACAAUGAAAACGCGUUAUUUAAACGAGUAGACAUUUGAACUACU